This is a messenger RNA of Lotus japonicus, 1941 nucleotides long. RefSeq lists its product as uncharacterized. The transcript is spliced from 5 exons. The record is from RefSeq and is a predicted model, not a curated record. The coding region runs from base 653 to 1603 and encodes 316 amino acids. NCBI's taxonomy places the organism in Eukaryota, Viridiplantae, Streptophyta, Magnoliopsida, Fabales, Fabaceae.
AAAUUUUGAAUUUUAUUGAAUUACUAUUUUGUGUGUGUUUGAGUUUUUAGUUGAAUUUGGUUGUUGAUUUUUGUGUAUGGUUUUGACUUAGUCCUGUAGGAAUCUCAACUGUCCUGUUUGGCUAGGAUUUACUGGGUUCUGAUGUUGAUGGGAAUGUUGGGAUCAGGAAUUUUCUUAUUUUCACUAGCUUUGUUAGAUUUGAUUUGUCAAAGAUGGGGUCUUGUUUGGUCAUCAAGGGGGUGCUAAAUUUAUGAUAUGAAGGCUUUUGAGCCAUGUAUUUAUUUUGUGUGGUUCUUACGCGAUUAGAAGAUAAUGAUUUGAAGGUGGGAGUUUAGUAUUCCAUCAUUUUCAUUUUUGCAAUAUGCUCAGCAUAUCAUUAAAUAUGAUUAUAUUGAAGAUGGAAUUUAACUAGUUGUGAGGGAUUUGAAGUGGCCAUUUACAUUUUAGGAUGUUUCAAUUGCAGGACAACACAGCUUAACCCUUUUUCUUUCUCUUACUCUUGGAUAGGUUUGUCUUUUCUCCUAAACACUAAACAGAAACCUCAGGAAACACUAGUAAAUUACUAUUAAAAGGAAGGAAAUGAGAGCAUCAAGUUGGUAAAAUAACGCGCAGUUCGUUCCAGUAAUUGAUACAUAACAUCAGGUUAAACUCAAUGACAGGAUUUUGUUCUGCAGAGAAGUGCUUAUGGAUUUUUGGUCUGCAGUGUGACCAGAGCUUAUGGUUUAGCUCUUAUAUUAAGAAACCAUUCUGCUUUUAUAAUCGAUACGAUUACUCUGGCUAUGGACAGUCAUCAGGGAAGCCAAGUGAGCAUAAUACUUACGCUGACAUUGAAGCUGUAUAUAAGUAUCUUGAAGAGAACUAUGGUGCCAAACAGGAAGACAUAAUCCUUUACGGUCAAUCUGUUGGAAGUGGUCCUACUUUAGAUCUUGCUGCCCGGUUACCCCGACUUAGGGCUGUUGUUCUCCAUAGUCCUAUACUAUCAGGGUUGAGAGUCAUGUACCCUGUAAAAAGGUCUUACUGGUUUGACAUUUAUAAGAACAUUGAUAAAAUUCCAUUGGUGAAGUGUCCAGUGCUAGUAAUUCAUGGUACUGCUGAUGAGGUUGUUGAUUGCUCUCAUGGUAAGCAGUUAUGGGAGCUAUGUCAACAGAAAUAUGAACCUUUAUGGAUCAAAGGAGGAAACCACUGUAAUUUGGAGCUCUAUCCAGAAUACCUUCGACAUCUCAGAAAAUUCAUAUCAACAGUAGAAAAGUCACCAUCCCAAAGAGUGAGUUUUAGGAGAAGCGUAGAUAGAGUUGAACAAUCCAGAGGAAGCACUGAUUGCUUUGAAACACCUAGGAAGAGUACUGAAAAGAGGGACAAACCAAGGAAAAGCACCGAGAGGAUAGAGAAACUGAAAUUUCAUGAAUACAAAUUCAACAAUGCCGAAAAAUUAGAGAAGUUAAGAGUCCAAUUUGACCAAACGGAGAGGUCGCGAAGAAGCGUGGAGUAUAGUGAUAAAUCCAGAAGCAUUGAGUUCCAAGAUAAAUCUAGGAGAAGUGUUGAUGUUCAGUUUGAGAGGCCUCGGAAGAGCAUUGAUUGGCUGGACAGAAUUCGAGCUAGCUGAACCUCUUGAAGGAUGUGCAGUAUUGGAACUGGGUUUGAUACAUGGGAAGGAAAGAUACAAAGAUACGAGUUACUUACAAUGCGUUUAACUUAUGGUUAAUGGUUUGCAGAAUGCAUAUAUUGCUCUUGCAGUUUCGUACUUUCAUUACAAUGUUAGUUUGAAAUUGGAUAUGUUCCGUUCAGACUAAUAUUCUUGGUUUUUAUUUAUUAUUUCCAAUUGAUGUGACCCUAACCUUGUUUUAGUCUCAAGAAAGUAAAUGAACCUCAUGUCAAAGAUGGCCAUUACUAUGAUUGAUUAAAAUUCAUAGAAUCGGAUAUCUUUAUUUUUUUUUCCUUGCA